AUGGGUUCCGGGGACGCGAGUGUGAAUUACAGCAUACUUCCAACAUCAAAUAUCUGGAUUAAACUCUUCCGGAACGAUCUGCCGUCAGUCAUGGAGAGAGCAUUCCCUUCCCAGGCUUCGGGCAGGUUGAAGUUCAUGAUUGCAGGUGACUCGAUAUCACAUGGCUCAGAAGGCGAUCACACGUGGCGAUACCGUCUGUGGCAGUGGCUCUGYGAAGCUGCUCCCUCAAUGAUCUCUGAAUUUGUGGGCCCAUAUGCUGGGACUGUCCCUCCGGAUCUCCCGCACCCGCCUCAGCCUCCUCGAUUUGCCGACGAGCAAGAACCUCCAGAACGAGACAUCACAACCGGAGGAUAUGCACUAGACGUCUCGAGGGACUUUCAAGGGUGGCAUUUCGCAAAGUCAGGUCGACAGGUCUUCCAAGCCAAGGAUUUGAUCGCCGAGCAAGUUCGAAUUCACCAACCCGACUGGUUGCUUGUGAUGCUCGGGUUCAACGAUCUUGGAUGGUGCGUUAGUGGGCCAGAGGGAACGCUAGAAAAUAUGAUGACAUUCAUAUCGAAUGCUCGGGCAGCAAAGCCAGAUUUGAACUUUGCAAUCGCCAACGUUCCUCAGCGAUCCCCAAUCUCAGGCCACCCGGAGCUACCACAAUGGACAGCACGGUAUAAUUCCAUGCUGAAAACUGCCAUCAACGAGGACCACAAAUCAUCAGGAAAGUCACAGAUUGAGCUGGUGGAUAUAGAGCAACAUUAUGGAAACGUCCCCGAUCACUGCAAAGGCACCUGCGACGGUCUACAUCCCAACUCUCUAGGAGAAUACCAGAUCGCAAAAGCAUUCAGUGCUACACUGAAUCAAUCAUUGAACAUCGGAGGCGCCCCGUUGCAAAUCCCAAAUCACAUCCCAGCUCGGCCGAUUCACACUCCAAAGAAUGUGCGUGCUUGUGGWAUGCCAUUUGGCAUAAGAUUCGCUUUCGAUCCAGUAUAUGGAGCGCGAGGCUAUGAUGUCAGACAGCGAUGCGGUGGAGAUUGGACAGAAGGAUACCAGGGUUCAAACCAGAUGGACAACUCAUUCACCGGUGCUGGAGUGAAAUGGGAAUUUCAAGUACGAACUCGUGGUGGAGAAAAGGACGAAGACAAAAGUGAAUGGUCUGAUGUCGUUUCUGCUCUCGCCCGUCAAGACAACGCUCCUGCCCCGCGAAGUACAGGAGUAUACGCAACGAUGACUGGAUUCGAAGCCACAUGGGAACCUCUGGAUGGGGGAUGGGAUGUUGAGAGGUAUGCUGUACUUUGGCAAGACAAGACCGUUGGAGGAUUCUUGUGUGGGCAAGGAGCUCGUGGAAAUACAACGCGCGUGGAUGGUCUGGAUCCUGGACAUCGCUACGAGGUAUGGUUGCAGACAUGGACUAGUGAUGGGCCUGGGAUUCCACAGAGCGUUUGUGUAUUGGUUGUUGGGAGUGGAGUGUUUUCAAAACCUGGCAGCGGAAAAAAGUGA
Molecule: messenger RNA, 1485 nt
Organism: Ramularia collo-cygni
Lineage: Eukaryota; Fungi; Ascomycota; Dothideomycetes; Mycosphaerellales; Mycosphaerellaceae
Exons: 1
Coding region: 1-1485 (494 amino acids)
Molecular function (GO): protein binding; phosphatidylcholine lysophospholipase A1 activity
Source: RefSeq, a predicted model, not a curated record